AGAGUCUACACUCGACUGCCUCCGUCUUGCCGAAAAGUUAGUCCUCCCUCUAAAACCCUCCUCUCCCUCGCUCUCUGUCAGAAGAUGCUGCCAUGGCCGAUCCGGUUGCAAGCAACGGCCUCUAUUUUGCGUUCCCUUCCCGUUUUCUUCGUUUCCUCAACGCGUGGCUGUAAUUCGACCUUCCUCCGCCCGCGCCUCGUCCGACGCUGCCUUGGUGCCGCCAAGCGACGAUACUCCGCCACUUCUGCUUGCGCUUCUUCGUCUUCGCAGGAAACUCUGGUUUCUGAGCCCGUCACUCGGUCGAUUGCCAACCAGAAUUCCCUCGAGUGGGUCUCGAGGACCGAUCUCUGCGGCGAUCUGACUGUCGACGAUGUGGGAAAGAGAGUUCGCCUUUGCGGAUGGGUCGCGCUUCAUCGAAUUCAUGGUUCCGUUACGUUCCUCAACCUAAGAGAUGACUCUGGACUUGUCCAGGUCACGACGCUGCCCGAGCAGUUCCCCGAUGCACACUCUGUCGCAAUCAAGUUGAGGUUGGAGUACGUAGUUGCUGUCGAAGGUGUGGUCAGGUCUCGCCCGAGCGAGUCCGUUAAUCGGAAGAUGAAAACGGGGGAUGUAGAGGUUACUGCAGAACAUGUCCAAAUUUUGAAUCCUGUCAAAUCUGCUUUGCCUUUUCUGGUCACUACUGCUGAGGACGCUAAGGAAUUUGUGACAGAAGAGAUUCGCUUGAGGUACCGCUGUCUUGAUCUACGUCGGCAACAGAUGAAUUCCAAUUUGAUAUUGCGUCACAAUGUGGUCAAGGUCAUCAGGCGAUACCUGGAGGAUGUACACAGUUUUGUGGAGGUAGAAACCCCAAUUUUAUGCAGAUCUACACCUGAAGGUGCCAGAGAUUAUAUUGUACCAUCAAGAAUUCAGCCAGGAUCUUUUUAUGCUUUACCUCAAAGUCCACAGUUGUUUAAGCAAAUGCUGAUGGUUUCUGGGUUUGCUAAGUACUAUCAAAUUGCAAGGUGCUUCCGUGAUGAGGACUUGAGGGCAGACAGGCAGCCUGAGUUUACACAACUAGAUAUGGAGUUAGCUUUCUUUCCUUUUGAAGACAUGCUCAGACUUAAUGAAGAUUUAAUAAGACAUGUAUUUUCUGUCAUCAAAGGGAUUGAGCUUCCAAAUCCAUUUCCUAGGAUUACUUAUGCUGAAGCCAUGAGACGAUAUGGUUCAGAUCGACCAGAUCUUCGCUUUGAAUUGGAGCUUAAAGUUGUCUCUGAAGUUUUUGAGGACUCUUCUUUUAAAGUCUUUUCAGAUGCCUUGGCCAACGGGGGUAUCAUCAAAGCACUUUGUGUUCCUUGUGGUGCAAGUAAAUAUUCAAAUACAAAUCUUAAAAAGGGUGACAUUUAUUGUGAAGCAAUUAAAUCUGGGGCAAAAGGCUUGCCUUUUCUCAAGAUAUUGGAUGAUGGAAAUUUUGAAGGGAUUCCAGCUUUGGUUUCAAGUCUAGAAUCUACCAGUGGGGGGCAGUUGUUAAAAUUGUGCUCAGCAAAACCUGGGGACCUUAUUUUGUUUGCACUAGGUGAUCAUGCAUCUGUCAAUAGAACCCUCGACCGACUUCGUGUAUUUAUUGCUCAUCAAUUGGGGAUGGUUGACCACUCAAAGCAUUCCAUCCUGUGGGUGACAGACUUUCCAAUGUUUGAAUGGAACAGCUCCGAGCAAAGGUUUGAGGCUCUGCACCACCCUUUUACUGCACCAAACCCAAAGGAUAUGGACAACCUUCCUGCAGCCAAGGCUCUUGCCUAUGACAUGGUGUACAAUGGAGUUGAGAUUGGCGGGGGGAGUCUAAGGAUUUACAAGCGAGAGGUUCAAGAAAAGGUGUUGCAAGUUAUUGGUAUCACUCCUCAACAGGCUGAAGAGAAGUUUGGUUAUCUUCUAGAAGCGCUUGAUAUGGGUGCUCCUCCACAUGGGGGGAUCGCAUAUGGACUGGAUCGCCUGGUCAUGUUGUUGGCAGGUGCCAGUUCUAUAAGAGAUGUCAUUGCUUUCCCAAAGACAACAACUGCUCAGUGUUCUCUGACAAGGUCACCAUCAAGUAUCGAUCCCCAACAACUGCGAGACCUGUCUCUUACUGUUGCAUCCUAGUAGGUAAUGCAGAGAGGCCAAAAGCUGUAGCAGAUGCUUGGUCUGGAUAUAACCUUCCCAGUUGCCCCAUGUUGUGCUGAAAUCAGUAUGACUUGGAUUUCAGGUACUCUUGAUACACCAGAAGUAUGAUCUGAUGCGUAAAAUUUGUUUUGAUUUCUCAGAGUAUUGUUGGAACGGGUUAGAAAAUUUUGGAAGGAUUGGGGAAGCAUAGAAUGCGGUUGAUAUAGUUAACCUGUGAUAUUUUAGCACCAGUUGAAUUGAUAAGGUGCUUUUCGAAUUGUAUAUGAAGAUGCAACGUUUUGAGCUCAUCUAUUCAUUUGUUGAACUAA
Molecule: messenger RNA, 2441 nt
Organism: Nymphaea colorata (pocket water lily)
Lineage: Eukaryota; Viridiplantae; Streptophyta; Magnoliopsida; Nymphaeales; Nymphaeaceae
Product: aspartate--tRNA ligase, chloroplastic/mitochondrial
Exons: 15
Coding region: 85-2112 (675 amino acids)
Biological process (GO): aspartyl-tRNA aminoacylation
Cellular component (GO): cytoplasm
Molecular function (GO): nucleic acid binding; ATP binding; aspartate-tRNA ligase activity
Source: RefSeq, a predicted model, not a curated record